AUGGAUAUCAUCUAUGAUCUCAUUGAAGAGGCCAAGCUCCGUUUUCUUUGGUGGGCACUUUGUAUAUUCGCCAUUUCCUAUUUCUUCACUCAUACAAGUAAAUCAAUGUGGAUGAAUCUUCCUGUAUCCAUUCUGUUUGUUGCUGCUCUGCGCAUUCUUCUGAAAAAGGUGGAAUUUCGUUGGAAGGUUCAGCCACCAAGAUUACAGACUUAUCUAUCCCAUUUGGAGAAAAAUCAGCUGUCACUUCAUGAUGAACGCCUCUCUUCUUCACCUCCCCCUCCCAAGUGGAAGAAGAAGAUUGAUUCUCCUGUCAUAGAGGCUGCUUUGAAUGAUUUCAUUGAUUUGAUAUUGAAGGAUUUUGUGAUAAAUAUGUGGUAUGCAGACAUUACUCCUGAUAUGGAGUUUCCUGAGCUGAUACGAGGUUUAAUCAUGGAUGCUCUUGCUGAGGUGUCAGUGAGGGUUAAAGAGAUAAACCUAGUUGACUUGCUCACAAGGGACAUAGUUGAUUUAAUAGGUGAUCACAUAGACCUUUUCCGAAGAAAUCAAGCUGCCAUAGGUGUUGAUGUUAUGUUAACAUUAUCUUCUGAGGAGAGGGACGAAAGAUUGAAAUUUCAUCUAUUGAAUUCUAAGGAGCUUCAUCCAGCACUAAUAUCUCCAGAGAGUGAGUACAAGGUUCUUCAGCAGCUAAUAAGUGGAGUGUUAGCUACAGUACUAAGAAAACGAGAAGUUCAAUGUCCUGUUAUUCGAUCUAUAGCGCGGGAAAUUUUAACUUGCUUGAUAUUGCAACCUGUCAUGAAUUUAGCAAGCCCUGCGUAUAUCAAUGAGCUGGUUGAAUCCCUUUUACUUCUCCUCAAUGAAGAGGGUGUAAAUUGGAUGGGGGGCGGCGAUCAUUCAACUAGUGCAGCAACUCAUAAUCAUGGUCAUUCUGUUCCUGGGGGUGGACAUGAUAGUCAUACGGCCUCUGCUGAUUGGGCACAAAUGCUGGAUGCUGCAACUCAGAGAAGAACUGAAGUUCUUAUGCCCGAGAAUCUUGAGAACAUGUGGACAAGAGGAAGGAAUUACAGAAGUAAAGAGAAUAAAAAUAUCAAAGCUGGCUUGCAGGACCCUUCUGCAAAAAAUCAUGCAACAGAGAGUUCACUGCCUGAUAGACAUUUGGCUCAGGAAAUAUCAGUGAGUAAACACGGAACAUAUGCUGUUCCAGAAGGAAAGUCUCCGCUGCAUACUGUGGUUUCAGAUCCCCUUCUAAAUGUUGGAAGCACAAAUAGGUCCGAGUCUUCACCAGAUCCUGAUAAGGAAUUCUCUUUUGAAGCAGAUCAUCAAGUUGAUGAAAUGAAGGAUAUCAGUGAUUUUGCUUGUAACAAGCAUAAAGAAUCACUCAAGAGAUCCAGCAGUGCUUCUGUUUUGAGAUUGCAACUUCAUAAGGGAGGGUCCCCGAGGUCAGAAUUCCACAUCCCUGAAUUUGAGAAACACAGUGAAGGAUUUUGGGGAAAGGGUGGUUCAGACUCAGUUGUUAAGAGAGAGGGACAAUUUGUUCCCAAGCUUCGGUGCCGGGUGAUAGGAGCAUAUUUUGAGAAACUAGGAUCCACAUCUUUUGCUGUCUAUUCUAUUGCAGUCACUGAUGGACAAGAGAAAACUUGGUUUGUAAGAAGAAGGAAUUUUGAGCGAUUGCAUCGACAUCUAAAAGAUAUUCCCAAUUACUCAUUGCAUUUGCCUCCCAAAAGGAUAUUUUCCUCAAGCACAGAGGAUGCCUUUGUCCAUCAGCGUUGCAUUCAACUUGAUAAAUAUCUCCAGGACCUCCUGUCAAUAGCUAAUGUUGCUGAACAACAUGAAGUAUGGGACUUUUUUAGUGUUUCCUCAAAGAACUACUCUUUUGGGAAAUCUUCUUCAAUGAUGAGGACCCUGGCAGUCAAUGUGGAUGAUGCUGUGGAUGAUAUUGUGCGCCAGUUUAAAGGUGUUUCAGAUGGUUUAAUGCGCAAAGUUGUUGGUUCAUCAUCCCCACCAACUGAAAGUUCACCAACCAAUUGGAACAUGUCCUGGAAUGUGGAUGAAAUGGAUAGAAGUAUUUCAAGUCAAAAUGUAGCAGAGAGUGUGUUAAGCUCUGAUAAUGAUGAAGGUGAAAAGGAAAUUAAUUGUGGCCAUGAGAAUAAAGAAGUUGCAGAAGAUAAUGGGUGGCAUUCUGACAAUGAAUUGAGCUCCAAGGAUUAUACACAACAUGAUGCAGGGAUGGAAGCUAAGGUUGGCAAGGAUGUUCCAGCAACAAUUUCCACUCUUCUUGAUAAUUUGGAGGAUCCAGAUGGAGUUCCACCUGAGUGGACCCCGCCUAAUGUAACUGUCCCUAUUUUGAAUUUGGUUGACAACAUAUUUCAGCUUAAGAAAAGAGGAUGGCUAAGAAGACAGGUCUUUUGGAUAUCAAAACAGAUACUACAAUUGGUGAUGGAAGAUGCUAUUGAUGAUUGGCUGCUGAGUGAGAUUCACUGGCUCCGCAGAGAGGAUACCAUUGCCCAAGGGAUUCGAUGGGUUCAAGAUAUCCUUUGGCCAGGUGGUACAUUUUUUUUAAGAGUACAGACCCCUGAGGUGUUCAUUGGUGGCAGUGCAUUUGAUCAAAAGCCUUUACCAACUAUAAGUGAAUCUGGUGGAAUCAGUAUCGCCAAAUCAACGUCAGGGUCUUUUGAGCAACAGCUUGACGCUGCUCGUAGAGCAAGUGAUGUGAAGAAACUGCUCUUUGAUGGAGCUCCAGCAGCCUUAGUCAGCCUAAUAGGUCAGAAGCAAUACAAACGCUGUGCCAGUGACAUAUAUUACUUUAGUCAGUCUUCUAUAUGCGUGAAGCAACUUGCAUAUGCAAUACUUGAACUUCUACUUAUAUCUAUCUUCCCUGAACUACGGAAUGUUGUCCUGAGUGUUCAUGAGAAUAUGCAUGUUCACCGACCUGUAUAG
Abrus precatorius (Indian licorice) is the source of this 2934-nucleotide messenger RNA. RefSeq lists its product as uncharacterized. Gene Ontology annotation, molecular function: phosphatidylinositol binding. The record is from RefSeq and is a predicted model, not a curated record. Bases 1 to 2934 code for a protein of 977 amino acids. Lineage: Eukaryota; Viridiplantae; Streptophyta; Magnoliopsida; Fabales; Fabaceae. The transcript has 15 exons.